GGAGACAUCGGGGGUGGUCCUGGGUGCCUGGGACACCUUUCCUGGACUAUAAAUUGAGCACCUGGGCUGGGCAGGGGGCUGAAGCAGCUACCACCACCUGCACUCACAGCCCAGUUAGUGACCGCAGCAGCGCCCUUGGGCAGCCACGGUCCGCAACGCAAACACUGAGAACCGGGAGAUCUCUCAGCUCAAGAGGUCAAGGCUAAACCCAACCACCCACUGUCAUCGCGAGCCAAAGCUAGGAGCAGCCGCGCAUCACUCAGGGCUGGGCUGCGACAGAAACCAGAGUUAGAGAGGGCGGAGAAGGAUCUGGGAAUCCCGUCUCACCGGCUGCAAGCAGGCUCCCGGCACCGGCCUCCGAGAGCGCUUGAAGGCAGACAUUGCCAGCGGUCUAUCUCGGUUUACCAGCGCCCCAGUGUUUCCGCACCCGCUUGGCCACCAUGAUGCAAAUCUGCGACACUUACAACCAGAAGCACUCGCUCUUUAACGCCAUGAAUCGCUUCAUUGGCGCGGUGAACAACAUGGACCAGACCGUGAUGGUGCCCAGUCUGCUGCGCGACGUGCCCCUCUCCGAGCCGGAGCUAGACAACGAGGUCGGCGUGGAGGUAGGAGGCAGUGGUGGCUGCCUAGAGGAGCGCACGACCCCGGCCCCCAGCCCCGGCAGCGCCAAUGGAAGCUUUUUCGCGCCCUCCCGAGACAUGUAUAGCCACUACGUGCUGCUUAAGUCCAUCCGCAACGACAUCGAGUGGGGAGUCCUGCACCAGCCGUCGUCCCCGCCGGCAGGGAGCGAGGAGAGCACCUGGAAGUCCAAGGACAUCCUGGUGGGCCUGAGCCACCUGGAGAGCGCAGAUGCCGGCGAGGAAGAUCUGGAGCAGCAGUUCCACUACCACCUGCGCGGGCUGCACACCGUGCUCUCCAAACUCACCCGCAAAGCCAACAUCCUCACCAACAGAUACAAGCAGGAGAUCGGCUUCAGUAAUUGGGGCCAGUGAGGCAGGCCUCUUCUCCGCUGCCCAGCACCCUUUCGGGCCGUCUCUCCCACCCCUCUCUUUCCCCCAAGCUAUUUUCUUCCUGGUUGUGUGGCGCGAAGGGCACGCUGAAAAGUUGGGCUGUGUACGUGG
Molecule: messenger RNA, 1121 nt
Organism: Microtus oregoni (creeping vole)
Lineage: Eukaryota; Metazoa; Chordata; Mammalia; Rodentia; Cricetidae
Product: mid1-interacting protein 1
Exons: 2
Coding region: 441-992 (183 amino acids)
Biological process (GO): regulation of lipid biosynthetic process
Cellular component (GO): cytosol
Source: RefSeq, a predicted model, not a curated record